Pestalotiopsis fici W106-1 is the source of this 666-nucleotide messenger RNA. RefSeq lists its product as uncharacterized. The transcript has 3 exons. Gene Ontology annotation, molecular function: protein dimerization activity; DNA-binding transcription factor activity, RNA polymerase II-specific; RNA polymerase II cis-regulatory region sequence-specific DNA binding. NCBI's taxonomy places the organism in Eukaryota, Fungi, Ascomycota, Sordariomycetes, Amphisphaeriales, Sporocadaceae. Gene Ontology annotation, biological process: positive regulation of transcription by RNA polymerase II. The record is from RefSeq and is a predicted model, not a curated record. Bases 1 to 666 code for a protein of 221 amino acids.
AUGGCCGACAUCACCGACCAACACGACCAAUCCGCCGCCGGCGACCUCGACGACUCUCACGCCGUCGGCAAUGGCAACAGCGGUGCUGAGAGCCGUGGUGUAAAGCGACCUCGCGGCAGCAUUGCCGAGGACGACGACGACGAUGACGAGAAGGGUGGACGCGAGCGUCGCAAGAUUGAGAUCAAGUUCAUUACCGACAAGUCGCGUCGUCACAUCACCUUUUCCAAGCGAAAGGCUGGUAUCAUGAAGAAGGCCUAUGAAUUAUCUGUUCUCACCGGCACCCAAGUUCUCUUGCUUGUUGUAUCUGAAACUGGUCUGGUCUAUACCUUCACUACUCCCAAGCUGCAGCCUCUGGUCACGAAAGCCGAGGGCAAGAACCUUAUCCAGGCUUGCUUGAACGCGCCGGAGCCGUCGCAGAAUGGCGACGUCGACGAUUCCAACCAGGUAGAAUCGCCGGAGGAGCCCUCCAAUGUUCACCUCCCACCUCAGUCCAAUCGACCGGGUAUGCCACCAGCUCACAUGCCUGGCAACUACGGAAUUCCAAACGUUCCCAUGGAUGCUCAGCAGGCUAUGGCAUACCAGAAUUAUGUCCAGCGACAACAGGGGUCGCAGUACGCCAUGCCACCUCAGCAGGGCAUGCCAUCUCACGCAUCACACCAGUCUUAG